AUGUCGGAUUUGGGUAAUCCGUCGCUGGAUAAGCAACAGCACAUCAAAUAUUGGCAGCGCUGCCAUAAGACGUAUCUACCGUCGCCUUACACGGCAUACGACUCUACCCGACUCACAUUCGCAUGUUUCAUCAUCUCAUCAUUGGAUCUUCUCUCUGUCCCCUUGAGUUCAUCUGAGCGCGAUGCGGUCCGGCGUUGGGUUCUCAGUCUGCAGCACCCAGAGGGGGGUUUCUGCGGAAGCUCCACACACGCCUUGCCAGGACAGGAGGCUUACAAGGGCACUGCAAAUAUCGCAGCUACUUUCUUUGCGCUAGUGCUGCUAGGUCUCGCGGCUGAAAAUGAAGACGAGGCAAGGUCGGCUUUCAAGGGGGUUGAUAGAGUGCGGUUGUUGAAGUGGUUGAAGGGGCUUCAGAGAGAAGAUGGAAGUUUUGGGCAGAAUAUCUGGGAUGGGAAAAUUGUGGGCGGAAGGGAUAUGCGACACAGCUAUCUUGCGAGCAGCAUUCGGUGGAUGUUGAGGGGAGAUGUGAAAGAGGGUGAUGAAGCGUGGGUGGAAGAUUUGGAUGUUGAUAAAAUGAUUGCGCACAUCAAAAGAGGCCAGACUUAUGAUGGCGGAGUGGCAGAGUCAUCACAACACGAGUCUCAUGCUGGAUACGCAUACUGCGCAAUUGGCGCGCUUUCUCUAUUAGACAGACCACUAGACUCUACAUCGGCUCAUUCUCCUGAAAAGGCGAUGGAAGAAGGAAUCCCCAACCGCCAAGGUCUUAUUCAGUUUCUAGCAUCUCGCCCGUUUGCCUACCUCCCCCAUGAAGAAGAAGCCGACGAGGUGGAGGAAAACUUUAUAGAGUCCAAGGUUGGCGCGGCCGACUAUGGCCACAUUGGCUUCAAUGGACGAUGGAACAAAAAAGCUGAUACAUGUUACUGUUGGUGGGUUGGGGGCACACUCGCGAUGCUCGGAAACCCUUCAAUCAUCAACGUGCUUCCCUCACGGCGGUAUCUAUUGGAUGUCACGCAGCAUCGCAUUGGCGGGUUCUCCAAGGCUGUUGGAGGGCCACCGGAUAUGUACCACUCGUACCUUGGUCUAGCUGCUCUUGCUACUAUGGGCGAUGAAGACUUGAAAGAGUUUGACGUUGGUUUGUGCUGUAGCCAAGAGACAACGAGGAAGAUAAAAAUAGCGAGGGAUGGGCUGCUGGAGAGUACGAGGGGUGAGAGAAAAGCAUGGAGUAACGAUGGUUUUUGGUAG
This is a messenger RNA of Fusarium graminearum PH-1, 1239 nucleotides long. RefSeq lists its product as uncharacterized. Gene Ontology annotation, cellular component: CAAX-protein geranylgeranyltransferase complex. The transcript has 4 exons. Gene Ontology annotation, biological process: protein geranylgeranylation. The record is from RefSeq and is a predicted model, not a curated record. Lineage: Eukaryota; Fungi; Ascomycota; Sordariomycetes; Hypocreales; Nectriaceae. Gene Ontology annotation, molecular function: CAAX-protein geranylgeranyltransferase activity. Bases 1 to 1239 code for a protein of 412 amino acids.